Molecule: messenger RNA, 1098 nt
Organism: Adineta ricciae
Lineage: Eukaryota; Metazoa; Rotifera; Eurotatoria; Adinetida; Adinetidae
Source: the annotation of a GenBank genome assembly
AUGUCGAUUCAUACUAGUACUAACCUUAGUUCAACUAUGUCUGAUUCUUCUAUUUUGAACAGUAGUAGAGCUCAGUCUUCAUCAAUAUCUCUUUUAUCAUUAACGGACAAAUCAUCGAAUUUUCUCCAAACAACAAAACGUAUUUCACAUUCAUUGAUCUUUCGUGGAAUGAUCGGUUUUCAAAUCAUGGCCUACGGUUCCUAUUCGGUUUUAGUUCAUCUUUGCGAAAAAAAUGGUCGAAUCACGUUUUCAUCAUCAACAAUGAAUUUCAUGAUUGAAUUUUUGAAAUUAAUCUUUUCUUUCAAUGCUCUUAUACUUCUAAAACAAUUCACAUUCGACGAGAAGUCAUUCCUUUCAGUGAUGAAAAAGUCGAUCCCAUAUUCAAUACCUGCUAUUCUUUAUUUCAUUAACAACAAUCUCGCUGUACAUAUGCAACUUUACAUGGAUCCGACCUCGUAUCAAAUUCUGUCAAAUUUUAAGAUUUUUACCACUGCUCUACUUUACCGUUUAGUCAUUAAACAAAUUCUAUCCAAACGACAAUGGUUUGCAUUGACAUUACUCUUAUUCGGUGGAUUUAUUUAUAGUGUUGGAACAUUGAAGAACUCAUCUUUUGUUUCGAAAACUCGUAUUGACUCAAGUUUAAUCAUACGAGAAAUGUAUAUACGUCCAUUAGGUAUUCCAAUGAUAAUAAUCUAUUGUAUAUUGAGUGGCCUUGCUGGUGUCUACAAUGAAUGGAUAUUAAAACGAAAUUAUAAUGAAUCACUUCAUUUACAAAAUGUUUUUCUUUAUAUGUAUGGUACUUUGUUCAAUUUGAUACCAACUUUUCGGUUAUUAACGACAAAUUUUCAAUUCAAUCAUCUUUUUCAUGGUUUUACAUUUUAUACUUGGAUAAUUGUUUUUACACAAGCAUUAAAUGGUUUAUUUAUGUCUGUAGUGAUAAAGCAUUCUUCGAAUAUCAUUCGAUUAUUCGUUAUCUCAUUUUCUUUAAUCGUAACUACUGUGCUUUCGUUUUUUAUCUAUCAUAUUAGUUUGAAUAUGUAUUUUUUCAUAUCGUUCAUUACAAUGACUUGUGCACUUUCACUUUAUUAUACGAACUAA